Recurvomyces mirabilis is the source of this 1359-nucleotide messenger RNA. RefSeq names its product nicotinate phosphoribosyltransferase (gene NPT1). The coding region runs from base 1 to 1359 and encodes 452 amino acids. Lineage: Eukaryota; Fungi; Ascomycota; Dothideomycetes; Mycosphaerellales; Teratosphaeriaceae. Gene Ontology annotation, molecular function: nicotinate phosphoribosyltransferase activity. The record is from RefSeq and is a predicted model, not a curated record. Gene Ontology annotation, biological process: NAD+ biosynthetic process via the salvage pathway. Gene Ontology annotation, cellular component: cytosol. The transcript has 2 exons.
AUGGCUACGACCAAUGAAGGCGUCUUCUCCAUCUUUGACACGGACCUAUACAAGAUUACUAUGCAGUGUGCUGUCCUUCGCUUCUUCUCAGAGGUUCCCGUGAGGUACCGCUUCACCAACCGUACACCACAGAUGCAACUCAAUCGACGGGGCUUCCGAUGGCUUGAGACUCAGGUUGCCAAGCUGGUCAACAUCCGCGCGACUGACGAUGAACUUGCAUGGCUCAAGAAGACAUGUUCCUACCUGGAUCAGAACUAUAUCAGAUAUCUCAAGGACUUCACGUUCCGACCCAAGGAUCAUGUCAGGCUGGACUUCAACCCAAACAGCGAGCAUGGUGGCGACGAUGUCUUCGGCGAGCUGCAUCUGGACGUGCAAGGCAUAUGGGUCGAGACUAUUUUGUACGAGAUCCCUCUACUUGCAUUAGUAUCAGAAGCCUAUUUCAAGUUCGUCGACACAAGCUGGACGCAUGAUGGCCAAGUCGAAAAUGCCAAGGAGAAAGGUCUCAAACUCAUCCAGAACGGCUGCGUCUUCAGCGAAUUCGGCAGUCGACGGAGACGAGACUAUAAAACCCAUGAGAUGGUCGUGCAGGGUCUUGUUGAUGCCCAGAGGGCAGCCGAUAGCAAUGGUGAUCAUUGGAAAGGCAAGUUCAGCGGCACGUCGAACGUCCAUAUGGCUAUGAAGCAUGAUGUGAUGCUGAUAGGAACGGUAGCACAUGAGUGGUUCAUGGGUAUUGCGGCAUUGAAGGACAAUUACGCCGACGCGAACGAGACAGCGCUACAAUACUGGACAGGCACUUUCGGCCGUGGCGUACUCUCGAUCGCUUUGACGGACACUUUCGGCACACCCGCUUUUCUGCGCUCGUUUAGAAAACCUGCGCCAAAGAGCGGCACGAUCGAUACUCAGCAAGAAGGGGAGGACCCAUCGUACGCCGCGAUCUUCACGGGCGUGAGACAAGAUUCUGGCGAUCCACUGGAGUAUAUCAAACUGUUGCAAAAGUUCUACAGAGAUCACAAGAUCACCGACAAGAAAGUCAUCGUCUUUUCCGACGCGCUCAACGUGGACAAGUGCAUCCAAUACAAACAAGCCACAGACGCCGCCGGCCUGACACCUAGCUUCGGCGUGGGAACGUUCUUCACGAACGACUUCAAGCAUUCCAGUGGCGAGAAGAAAGGGGAGAAGAGCGUUCCGCUGAAUAUCGUCAUCAAAUUGAGCGAGGCCAAGGGUAGAGCGGCGAUCAAACUCAGUGACGAUAAAGCAAAGAACAUGGGGAGUGAUGAGUUGGUGCAGAGGAUCAAGCAAGAGGUCGGGUAUGAGGAGAAGAGUUGGAUAGGUGGGGAUGAAAGCCAUCGGUGGGAUUGA